AAUAAAAUUCUCGGAUUGGACAGUAAACAAGAAGCGUCCAGAUGACAGAGUGAGGUUUAUGUGGAUCCUGCUUGUGGGCCGACACGGAGAAGGAAGGACACGCGCAGCACGACGCUGUUUCAGGGCGUUGAUGUUCGGACGGCAAAGUGGGAGACACCAUCAUCAUCCAGCGCUCACUGGGGAAAAGGAAAGGAGGCUGCACUGAAUUCUGUGUCUAAGAGAGGAGAGGAAAAGCACAAUAAAGCAUACAGAGGACUGCGGAAAGUCUGCCAAAUCUGAGAGCAUCAUCCUCCGCUGCUCAGCCUUCAUAGAUUAUGGUGGACAUUUCAAAUCUCCCUUUCCACGACCACCCAGGAGAAGCGGUGGAGGAUUAAAUCACAUGCUCCGUCACGAGUGAUAACAAACCAAACCUGCUGAAGCCUCAUUCUCCGGUGCUCGAGACACCCUUGAAUCCUUUCUGGGAGCAACAUAGACGUUCCUCAGUCCUUUCCUUAUCUCGCUCAUAGGAAGUGCACAGAUAAAAGUCAGAAACAGUUCAUGUUUUUCAAGUGAGGGCAGAAAAAAAGAAGAAGAAAAAAGCCAGCCACGGCCCACCGGAGGGUGUCAGAAAAGCUUUCGGGGAACGUCAAAUUGGAAGACAAGAUUGCUGCAGUGGCGGAGGUGAUGGGUAACAAGAACGCCACCCCGCCGAAAGAUCCCGACACUGGGACAACGCAGUUCAUCGACAGUGCCACAGGAAGUGUCUCCAGAGAUGAACGGCCGGGCCCCAGCCCAGAGCUGCUGGCCUCCCUGCAGUCCCUCAGAGAAAACAGUGACUACACACUGCUGCCACACUCCCUGCACCAGAUCGCAGAGGCCUACUCGCUCAAAGAGGACUACCAGUGGGCCAUCCAGUUCCUCCAGCUGGAGAAGCUCUACCACCAACGUCUGCUCUCCAACCUCGCCGCCCUGCAGGAUAACUGGGAGAGCCAGUGGAAAGAGAGGAAGAACGACGAAAGCAGUUUGCCCGCUGAGAAGGACGGCAUCAGUCAGAAACACAUCGAGACCCUGAGCCAGAUCUGCAGGACACACCUCAGACCAUCCGUCAGCGUGGAACAGAACAACCAGAAUGCAACGCUGACAGACACUCCGAGCACGAAUGAGACAUUACAAGCCUGUCCUGACAAAGUCAACAAGCCUGAAACAACACAGCGAGAUGAGGAACGAGAGCAAAGCAUGAACUCGGAGUCAGAGCUUCCCUUAGCACAGACAGGCCCUCAGGAGGAACGGGAGGAGGAGGAAAGAGAAGAAGAAGAACAAACGUAUGAGGAAGGACAGGAAGUAGAAGAAGAAGAGGAGGAGGAGGAGGAGGAGGAGGAGCCGUGUGAGGAGACGCCAGAGGAGGAGGUGAAGGUGGAGUGGCCAACAGGAGUCCCCCAGGCUUCAGACAAGGACCUGGCCAAGCUGUCCCACACAGAGGGGAGUUCCUCCUCAGAGGGUCUGGUCUCCAUUCUGAAGAGGAGGAGAGCGUCGCUGGACGGAUUGCCUCCCCCAGGCGACAUUGUUACUAAACAGAACUCCAAACGCAAAGUCCGCUUCAGUGAGCCAGAGGACGGCGUUGAACAAGAUGAGGUGGGUGGAGACUCCUGCCUGAUCCUGCUGCUGCUGUGUCUGGUUACCGUGGUGAUCAGCAUAGGCGGGACCGCCCUCUACUGCACUCUGGUGGACACCUACUCCAACAUUUGCGUCGACUUCACUCACAACGUCGACUUCUACGUCGUGAGCGUACGGAGGUUCUUUGAAGGGCUCGGACACUGGCUGCCCCUCCGGACUUAAGACGCUUUCAGCUGCAAUCCAGACACUUGUUCUGUAAUGGAGUAAAAUAGAGAGUUCCUGAGCUACAGCUUGGCGUCAACGUGACAGGUACAGGAUGUACAUGCAUCAAUCUGAUGCUACCAUCCAGUGUUUAAAAGCUUUGAUUUCACCUCCGGCGACUGGACUUGUGUCUAAGGCGUAUGAAUUGGAGCUAUCAGCCUUAGGUUCCUGUAUGGAACGGACGGGUGCUCAAAGCAACAUCGAAACAGAAAAAAAAACUGUCACAAGUACGUAUGUUGUGGGAUCCGAGUUUAAAAACCUCCCGUUUGCUACUGUUUUGUGUGGCUACUUCAUCUUAAGCUGAACCGUACAGAUACCACACAAGAGGGCUCACAACUCUUAACAAGAUUUAUAUUUAACAGGAGAAGUUUGUGUCGAAGUGUUUCCCUUACAUUUGUAGCUGCCGUAGCUGUGUACACUUUGGUCUUUAGUUCCAGAAGCUUUUAUAUUUUGACUUAUACAAGAAGUCUUCAAGUGCUCAUAUUAUGCUUUUUGGCUUUUCCCCUUUUCUUUAUUGUGUUAUAUAUCUUGUUUGUGCAUGUU
Molecule: messenger RNA, 2397 nt
Organism: Perca flavescens (yellow perch)
Lineage: Eukaryota; Metazoa; Chordata; Actinopteri; Perciformes; Percidae
Gene: cnstb
Product: consortin, connexin sorting protein b
Exons: 11
Coding region: 664-1815 (383 amino acids)
Biological process (GO): positive regulation of Golgi to plasma membrane protein transport
Cellular component (GO): transport vesicle; plasma membrane; trans-Golgi network
Molecular function (GO): connexin binding
Source: RefSeq, a predicted model, not a curated record